Molecule: messenger RNA, 4117 nt
Organism: Hipposideros armiger (great roundleaf bat)
Lineage: Eukaryota; Metazoa; Chordata; Mammalia; Chiroptera; Hipposideridae
Gene: GPR83
Product: G protein-coupled receptor 83
Exons: 4
Coding region: 649-1917 (422 amino acids)
Biological process (GO): neuropeptide signaling pathway
Cellular component (GO): plasma membrane
Molecular function (GO): neuropeptide Y receptor activity
Source: RefSeq, a predicted model, not a curated record
GCAUGUCUGAAGUCUGGUCAAUGAAGGGAUCUGGGGAAAACCCUAACAACUAUUUCAUUGUUCACCUUGAUUCCGGAACCGCCAGGACUCAGGGAUCCACCUCAAUACUGGAACCGUGCCAGGGCUGAAGCUUAGACAGACACCGGUGGAAUUUACCCUGUUGCUGAACAGGGAGCCCCUGGAGCAGGCAAUGUGCCCCCACACAAUCCCAACUCACACCCCAGGAGGCUUUUGUCUGCUCCCUUUACGAGAACGAGGCUUGAGCCUGAACAGACGAGCGUGCUUUCGGGAACCAGCCUUGGUCGCCCUGCCGGAGUUUUGUCCUCGAGUGGGAGCGCGCAGCGGGUGGAAGAGCAGCCUCGGAGCUGGCUGAGCGGGAGCGCGUCACCGUCGCCUCCAGAGAUGCCGCGCUGCCCAAUCGGCGGAGGCGCUCGCUCGCAGCCCCGAGGUGCAGGGACAUAUAAGUGCGGCACCAGCCCAGACCGUGCAUAUUGUGGGCUGGAGGCCCGCGGCUAGCGGGUGCUUGGUGGGGCGCUGAGAGGCUCAGGGGUCCCUCCCUGGGUAGCCGGGAGCGCCGCUCCCCACGCCGCCAGCAGUCCUGCGGGCACGUCCGGACGGCAGGGUCCCGGGCGCCGUGGCUCCUGCAGAAUGGUCCAGCACUGGGUGCUGCUCGUCCUCCUCCCCUUGGUGCGAGCCACGGAGCGCCCCGAGGGCCGGGAGGACGAGCCAGGCCUGGCGGUGGCCCUGGCCGUACCCAACGCCUCGCACUUCUUCUGGAACAACUACACCUUCUCCGACUGGCAGAACUUUGUGGGCCGGCGGCGCUACGGGGCCGAGUCCCAGAACCCCACGGUGAAAGCCCUGCUCAUCGUGGCUUAUUCCUUCAUCAUCAUCUUCUCGCUCUUUGGCAACGUCCUGGUCUGUCAUGUCAUCUUCAAGAAUCAGCGAAUGCACUCGGCCACUAGCCUCUUCAUUGUUAACCUGGCGGUCGCGGACCUGAUGAUCACGCUGCUCAACACCCCGUUCACUUUGGUCCGCUUUGUGAACAGCACGUGGGUGUUCGGGAAAGGCAUGUGCCACAUCAGCCGCUUCGCCCAGUACUGCUCCCUGCAUGUCUCAGCACUGACACUGACAGCCAUUGCUGUAGACCGCCACCAGGUCAUUAUGCAUCCUUUGAAGCCCAGGAUCUCCAUCACAAAAGGUGUCAUCUACAUCGCAGUCAUCUGGGUCAUGGCUACCUUCUUUUCACUCCCACACGCUAUCUGCCAGAAAUUAUUUACCUUCAAAUACAGUGAGGACAUUGUCCGCUCACUGUGCCUGCCAGACUUCCCUGAGCCAGCUGACCUGUUCUGGAAGUACCUGGACUUGGCCACCUUCAUCCUGCUUUACAUCCUGCCUCUCCUCAUUAUCUCUGUGGCCUACGCCCGUGUGGCCAAAAAGCUGUGGCUGUGCAACACAAUUGGUGAUGUGACCACGGAGCAGUACCUGGCCCUACGGCGCAAGAAGAAGACGACCAUCAAGAUGCUGAUGCUGGUGGUGGUCCUCUUUGCCCUCUGCUGGUUCCCCCUCAACUGCUACGUCCUCCUCCUGUCCAGCAAGGUCAUCCGCACCAACAAUGCCCUCUACUUUGCCUUCCAUUGGUUUGCCAUGAGCAGCACUUGCUACAACCCCUUUAUCUACUGCUGGCUUAAUGAGAACUUCAGGGUGGAGCUGAAGGCGUUACUGAGCAUGUGCCAAAGGCCACCCAAGCCUCAGGAGGAGCGGCCAUCCUCCCCAGUCCCCUCCUUCAGGGUGGCGUGGACAGAGAAGGGCCAUGGCAGGAGGGCUCCACUAGCCAACCCCCUCCUGCCUUCCUCCCAGCUCCAGUCUGGGAAGACAGACCUUUCGUCUGUGGAGCCCAUUGUGGCGAUGAGUUAGAGGAGGCUGGGUAGAGGCAGGGGGAGGGCUGUGUCUGCAGCUGAGGUUGGGAGAGGGCCUGAGGACAGAGCCUGGAAAAGAGCCUGUCCCUCAUACAUGACCUUCACCAUGCUGGAAAUAAGUUCCUGCAGAGGCUGUAAGACUCUUGAGUUCCUAGGAAUCUGCCCAGCCUUCUAGCCACGUUUCAUGUGAAAACUAAAAGGCACCUACCAACUAGACACAUGUUUAUGAAUUCCUGUCUAAGAAAUGCUGUGAGGCACAUCACCCUGGUUCCCUGAGCCAGAGACCAAGACGGCUUCAGCCCAGAUGGGGGCUGAGUCAGUAAAUUGCCUCAAACUGUCAGGCAGCUGCCUUACCUACCAGUCUCCCUACCUCUGAGCCUUCAUAAAGGACACCUGAGUCAUACAGUGGGCGUGGCUAACCCAGCUGCACGGAGCUCUGCUUGAGUGGAGGGUUAGCGAGCCAGAGCAGACACGGAUGUUUUUAUGCCUCGCUUUAAAAGUCAUUGGACCAGGAUGAAUCACAAUUCUGUGGUGGCCUGCCCUGAUAUAUGACAAGAGAGGACCAAUUUGGCUCCUUAAAACAGAGAAAAAUUAUUGUUAAAACUUUGGAAAAUUCAGAAAAGCACAAAGAGGGAAAUAAAAAUCACCCCCUUCUCCCACCAGCUUGUAAUGAGUUCUGUUGACAUGCUGUGGAUUUAUUUGGAACGUGUGUGUGUGUGUGUGUGUGUGUGUGUGUGUACUUGUGUGUGUACGUGCACUUUUCAUUUCAUUCUGAAUUAUACUUUUCCAUGUAGCGAUAAGCAAGAAACGGGCAUAGCCGAGAACUUCUGAGCCCCUCUCCCAGGUAUAGUGUCCACUAGAGGCGCGAGAAGAAGUGUGGGAGAGGAACCCAGGGAGCAGGCUGUCACAGAGCUGACACAUGGCCUUCCUCUUGCUGUCAGCGGUGGGAAGGGCCUGGCUCAAGUACCUCUCCUGAGAUGGCAGCCUUCGUGAUGAUCCAGGAACAAAACUCAUCCAAGAGGCAUAAUUCCUUUUUUUCCUGCAAUCACACAGAACAAGAGGUGGUAAAACACUGCCUUGCUUUCACAGGCGAUGAGAGAGCAAGGCUUUCCAGCAUGCUGGAAAUCAUUGUGUUUAGACACCUCACCCUCUCAAGUUGUCUAGACAGGCCAUUCUCUGUGUUGUCUGAAUAAGAAGGCUGUUUCAUUGUCGGCAUCACCCUGGUGGCUCCCGUGUCACUUACAGAAGCCUGUGGCAUCAUGGUAGUCCUUAAGGACUCAGCUUGCCAGAGAAAUCUCAUUCCAGAGACUGAGCGUUUUCAUCACCUUCCAUCUGGUCCUGAGUGACUCAUUGUGUCACCCAGAAGAAAGACACAUCAGGCAGACUAGAGCUUAACUCACCAGCCGUAAACAAUUACCACUCUCACGUUGGUUUUAGGUUUCUUUCUAGCACCAGAUAGAUCCUGAAAGUGAAGAAUGAAUAUGGAGCUGAGUGGAAAACUGAGGUUCGGGGAAAAGGGGUUUGUCCAAGGUUCUCUUAGAUCUCUUGGCUGUUAAUUGAGACAAACUUAGCCAUAUCAUUUGCUUCCCUAUAAUGAACUAUGGGCUUUUAUUAUACAAUUCUCUCAAUGAGGAUGUUUGAAAAUUUUCAAGAUGUAAAGUUUGAAAAAUCAUCAUCUGAAUGGUGGGUAAAAAACUGAUUUUCAUGGGCCAGAGAGAAACUUCUGAGCCCAUAGGGAUCUCCAGAUGGAUUUUUCUGGCCAAGUGGCUCCCAUGUCUGUGCCUAUUGUCCUCGUGGUGUUGAGAAGUAGCUAAUGGUUUCAUCUUAAGGCUGCCGUAGAAAUUCUAUGAACCAGAAAGAGAAAGGCAGCAGGGCUACAGAAGGUUUUUCUUGCUCUAGAAUCACGGGGAAAGCUUCACUUUGUCCCUCUGUGGGGACAUCUAAAAAUACUGCUGAGUCACAGCAAAGGCUUUCUCUGGGACAGACCCACUGAUGGCCCAUUAGGUCUGUGUCUCCCCCUAGUACCUUGUCUGCUCCCCCCAACCCCCCAACCCCCCUGCCUCAUGUUGCUUCAGAGCAAACAGUGAUUUAUAUUUGUGAAUGUGAAAUUUGUAAAACUUGAGUCUUCCCAAUGUGCUGUAAUGAGUUCUUUAUUGUAAAUUGCUCCAGUCUCAAUAAAAUAAUUUUGGGUGCCUGGA